GGUGUGGAAACAGGGAAGAACGUUCACAGAAAGAACAAGAACACUCUCAGAAAAUCAAUAGACCAUCAUUCAGAAACUCCCUUCAAGGUUUCUUCAUUCCGCCAGCCUGAAGGGUGCCCCACUCAACUGUGGCCACGAAGAGCUUUCGAUUCCCAGAUUAUUUUUAUAAUUAGUGGCAGUGCAACUUCGGAUACACGACUCAGUAAGACUACUUACCUAGCAUUAAACUUGGCAAUGGCAUCUUCAAUUGCUUUUUCUACGGUUGAUUAA
This is a messenger RNA of Funneliformis caledonium, 270 nucleotides long. The record is from the annotation of a GenBank genome assembly. NCBI's taxonomy places the organism in Eukaryota, Fungi, Glomeromycota, Glomeromycetes, Glomerales, Glomeraceae.